Molecule: messenger RNA, 1972 nt
Organism: Rana temporaria (common frog)
Lineage: Eukaryota; Metazoa; Chordata; Amphibia; Anura; Ranidae
Gene: FOXF1
Product: forkhead box F1
Exons: 2
Coding region: 86-1198 (370 amino acids)
Biological process (GO): regulation of transcription by RNA polymerase II; animal organ morphogenesis
Cellular component (GO): nucleus
Molecular function (GO): DNA-binding transcription factor activity, RNA polymerase II-specific; RNA polymerase II cis-regulatory region sequence-specific DNA binding
Source: RefSeq, a predicted model, not a curated record
AAAAAGCCCCAGUCUCCAAGCAUCCCCCACCUUCUGAUCCCCCCCAUCAACUUCUCCAAGCUCUGAAGCCUCUCAAGCUUUGCAAAUGACCGCAGAGAUCCAACAGCCGCCCUCCCAGACCCCUUCCCAGAGCAGCCCCAUGUCUGGAGCCACCGAGAAGCAGACCACGGUCAUGGAGUCAGCCUCCUGCACCACCAAGACCAAGAAGACCAACGCCGGCAUCAGGAGGCCAGAGAAGCCCCCAUACUCCUACAUAGCCCUGAUAGUCAUGGCCAUCCAGAGCUCCCCCACCAAGAGGCUGACCCUCAGUGAGAUCUACCAGUUCCUCCAGAGCAGGUUCCCCUUCUUCAGGGGCUCCUACCAGGGCUGGAAGAAUUCUGUGAGACACAACCUGUCCCUCAAUGAGUGCUUCAUCAAGCUGCCCAAGGGUCUGGGCAGGCCGGGCAAAGGGCACUACUGGACAAUUGACCCGGCCAGCGAGUUCAUGUUUGAGGAAGGAUCCUUCAGGAGGAGGCCCAGAGGCUUCAGGAGGAAAUGCCAAGCCUUGAAGCCCAUGUACAGCAUGAUGAAUGGUCUGGGCUUCAACCAUAUACCGGAUAGUUACAGUUUCCAGGGAUCUGGAGGUGGAAUCUCCUGCCAACCCAACAGUCUGGCACUGGACAGUGGCAUAGGCAUGAUGAAUGGACAUUUGACAGGCAACGUGGACGGGAUGGGGUUAACUGGGCACCCGGUGUCGCACCUGACUGCCAACGGGGGCCACUCCUACAUGGGCAGCUGCACAGGCUCCUCAGGGGGUGAUUACUCUCACCACGAGUCAGGGUCUCCUCUCCUUGGAGGAGGGGGCGUUAUGGAGCCACAUUCGGUGUACAGUAGCCCGGCCUCAGCUUGGGCACCCACCUCUUCUGCACCCUACAUCAAGCAACAGCCCCUGUCACCCUGCAACUCUGCCACCAACCCUUUGUCCUCCAGCCUUUCAUCCCACUCCCUGGAGCAGCAAUACCUUCACCAAAACAGCCACAACACAGCAUCUGAUUUACAAGGUAUCCCCAGGUAUCACUCCCAGUCCCCCAGCAUGAAUGACAGAAAGGAGUUUGUCUUCUCGUUCAAUGCCAUGGCCUCGUCCUCCAUGCACGCAGGGAGCGGAUCCUAUUACCACCAGCAAGUCAGUUAUCAGGACAUCAAGCCUUGUGUGAUGUGAUCCCUGCCAGCAGCAGGCCAGCAAAUGGGCCCCUUCACCCUGGACUCUGCAUGUGGGCCACUCUGCAGCUGACACCCCUCAACCAGCCAUGGAAAGUCUCUGAUGGCAGCCAAAAGCUGCCCACUGUCCCUUCACUGUACAUUGGGUUCUUUUUAUUCCUCCCACUGGAAGCCAUAUCCUUCAAAGUGAAAGUAAAGCGCAUAAAAAGGACUAGUUAUUUUAUUUUAUUACAGAGGUAUAACUGUUUUAUAUCUCCGGUCAUCCAAGAAAACCCUGCAAAUCCAGUAAUCCAGUUCAAAAAAUGGAUUUUGUUUAUUUUAUUUUUUAUGCUUUUUUUUUUUUUUUUUAAAUACUUUGCCUCCUUUCUAUUUUCUGCUGAAAGAAGGAUUUGUAAAAUAAUAUAUAUAUACAUCUUUUUUUUUUUUUUUCUAUUUGACUUUAUAGCUUCACUAAUGAUCAGGCUGACACAAAUAUAUCCUUUUAUCCUUCUGGCCAACAAGAGUGGACUUCAGGCCCGGAUUAUGAAGUUGCAGAGCUAAUAUGGCACUUUUUUUUUUAUUAAGACAAUAUUUAUUUAUCUUUUAUUCAGUAAAAAAAUAAAAUAAAAAAAUUAAAUAAAAAGACACCACCUUGCGUCAGUUUAUCAGUAUUAAAAAUGGUGUUUUUGUUGGCAAUAUUUGCCUUGUGAAUUUUUGUUUUGGGUCACUGUAAAAUAGGAACAAGCUCUGUAUUAAACCAAAAGAACAAAUAAACUACAAUAUCUUUUCUAUUAAA